Drosophila busckii is the source of this 1085-nucleotide messenger RNA. RefSeq lists its product as uncharacterized. The record is from RefSeq and is a predicted model, not a curated record. Bases 48 to 776 code for a protein of 242 amino acids. NCBI's taxonomy places the organism in Eukaryota, Metazoa, Arthropoda, Insecta, Diptera, Drosophilidae. The transcript has a single exon.
CUCCCCCCCCCCCUACACUCCUAUCAAAAUUUAAGUAAAAUUUUAAAAUGAAAUCCAUGAAUUUGUACUGCAAUGGUCUGAAGUUGUUUCGGCAAUUAUUGAACCAUUGCAACCCGCUGAUGCAGAUGCGAACAAAAACCGAUUCACUGCAAUUGCCGCGCACGGAGAGUCUCGAGGAGAAGGUGCAUCGUCUGAUGAUGGAGCGUGUGAAGAAGAAGACUCCCUGCUAUUUGGUGGUGCGACGCUCCGAAUACAAAUGCAAGGCGUACCAAGAAAUGGAUGAAAUCAAGGGCGUCUGUGUGCCCGAGCCAUGCCCCCUGCCCUUAGAUGUGCUGGCCUACAAGCCAAGUGAUAAGUCGCGGCGCUAUCAGCAAACCUGGUCGGAGUUCGAGCCACAGACACCGAGAAGACCCCGAUUGCGUAAGAUCUAUCCCGCGAGGGAGCGUCGCGAGCCGCGCGUAGUGCGGGACAGGCUGCAUACAGCCUGCAAGCUAAAUGUGAGGCAAAGUGGACGUGCCCCGCCCCCCAAACUGUUUCCCGCCUCCACGAAGCCGUGGCCCUGUUGUAAAAUAGGCUAUCCCCACUGUCGGCCCAUAAGACUGGAUGUGGGCUGUCCCCGCGGCCGCGAACCUUCGUGCUGCAAGAAGCGCAAGACUCAGUUUCCAAGCUUCUCCGAGUGCAAGCAGUAUCCACUCUCGCCACCGAUAGCUCCAUGCGAGUGCGAUCGCAAGCCUUGUCUAUGCGAAAUGUGGAGCUUCUGGCGUAAGAAGUUCUGAUUCUGAGUCCGGCGCCACUACUCAACUCAACCCAAUUCGAACUUACCUCAAGCGAUUGCUGUUCAUUUUCAUGGUUAUUUUAUUUGGUGUUUUCGAUGCUGCACGUGAAAAGUUGUUAAGCAGCAAUGCGGGUGAAUUCAUUUUAGAGCUUUUUAGAGCAAAAUUACGUUUUAUAUAUUUGGAUUUUCGCAUAUUGGCAAACUUUUAGGGAAUAUACUAUUUGGCAGCUAUACACAUACAUAUAUUUAUUUUGCAAACAAAAGAAUUGGACAAAUCCAUAUAAUAUGGCAUAACUUUAUAAAACAAGUU